Messenger RNA from Saimiri boliviensis boliviensis (Bolivian squirrel monkey), 1455 nucleotides. It is a transcript of the gene LRRC25, whose product is annotated as leucine rich repeat containing 25. Gene Ontology annotation, molecular function: protein binding. NCBI's taxonomy places the organism in Eukaryota, Metazoa, Chordata, Mammalia, Primates, Cebidae. The record is from RefSeq and is a predicted model, not a curated record.
UGAGUCGCUGGUGCAGAGCCAGAGGAGCGCCAGGGACCCCAGAAGCGCCGCGGAGGGUGCUGGCCGCUGCACCCGGUAUCCAGGUGCGCCAGGUCGCAGCCCCUGGGUGCUGUGGCUUUUCCAGCAUCGCCGAGGCAAAAGCGUGGCAGUGGGACCCAAGAGGUGGCUUGGAUGGGGGGCGCCCUGGCCUGGACGCUGCUGCUGCUGCCGCUGCUGCUGCCGCCGGAGUCGGACAGCCGGGACCUGUCGUGCGCCGUGUCCCCCGCGGGUGUGGACUGGAGCACGGAGUUCGGGGACACGUGCCUGAACUUCAGCGGCCUCGGCCUCCGCCUGCCCCAGAACCAGUCUCUGCGCGCCCCUGAGGUGCGUGUCCUGGACCUGUCGGCGAACGGGCUGCGGGAGCUCCCGGCGACCUUCUUCUCCGGCCUGCGCAGCCUUCAGCUCCUGGACGUGCUGCAGAACCCCCUGUCCCACGUGCACGGGGCGCUGGCCGCGCGCUGUGACCUGGACCUGCGGGCCGACUGCGGCUGCGCCCUGGCGCCCUGGCACCGGGUCCGCAGAGACAACUGCUCCGGGCAGGCGCCCCUGCUCUGCUGGGACACCGCCGGCUCCCAGCGCAACCUCUCCGCCUUCCUGGAGGUCAGCUGCGCCCCCGGCCUGGCCCCUGCGGUCAUCGCGGCGGCGGCGGCCAGCGGGUGCCUGCUGCUCGGGCUCGCCGUCGCUGGCCCCUUGCUGGCCUGGAGACUCUGGCGGCGCCGCGUGGCCAGAAGCCCGGACGUGGGCAAGCCCUGGGCCGCUCAGGACGGGCCCAAGCCCGGUUCAGGCUGGCAGCCACGGUACAGCAGCCGGAACUCCCGCAAGCCCCAGGUGGUCACCCCACCCCGCCCCUCCACUCCCGACUAUGAGAACAUGUUUGUGGGCCAGCCAGGAGCCGAGCACCAGUGGGCCGGACAGGGGGCUCACCCUUCAGAGGACAGUGACUUUUACAUGAACUACGAGGACGUCAACCUGGCCUCCCAGCCUGUCUACUGCAACCUGCAGUCCCUGGGCCGGGCCCCAGUCGAUGACGAGGAGUACGUGAUCCCCGGGCGCUGAGCCCACAUUGUCCCAGCCUCCACCCAGACCCGCUCCAGUCCUUGCCGGGUGACUCAGGGCAUUCCACCCCCUCUCUGGCCUCAGUUUCCCCAUCUGAAGAAUGAGGACAGGAAAGGACUAUCUUUGAGGCCCCAGGGGGACUCUGCCACUCCCUCCCCAUCCCCCACGCCACUCCUCAGCGCCCUCGGCUCCUAGAGGAGGAGGAGAGACCCCCAACAAGGGGACAGGAGGGUCACUGCGCGAACCCUGUCGUCAGCCUCCUGUGGCUGUGCCGGCCGUGCUCAAUAAAUGCUUUGAGGCUGGUGAGGCUGUUGGCUCAGGGUGAGCCGGUUCCUCAAGGUGAGGAUUUGUGAGCUCCAA